GGGGGGAAACAACCAAAGCUGUGUCACCAAGAAGGGGGGAAAAUCAAAACAGAAAUCAUGUACGUGACAAGACCUCUUUCAAUGUACAUAAACCAACCUUCUGCACUAUCAUUGCCUCCACCAGAAGGUCCAAAUUCUGGGAUUCUGGUUCUGCAAGAUGAAGAAGCCGACCUUACUUGUUGUUUUGGCUUGUGUAAAAGCAAUCAAGUUCUGGACCUUCCUUUCCCACAGAACAAGGACUUAACUCUUCGUUAUUCAUCUGGUGGUUCAAAUAAACACGGUGAUCACUUUUAUGCUUCUUUCGUACCUGUUCUCAAUCUGCCCUUGUCGUCCAACAGAUAUUAUCUGAUGAAGACACAUGGGAGACAUAAAGGGGAAGCUUUAACAAAUUCAAGUGAGGAAGACAUGACAAGCUGCUGCUUCUGCAACAUUGUAAGUGAUGUGCCACCACAACCUUUAGAUCACAACAACACACACCAGCAAUUUGAAGUCGUGAGGGUUGAAGGACUAUUCAAUCAAUGGGGUCAAUUUACAGCAAGAUCAGUAGCACCAGAUGGAGUGCCACCACGCUUUUUAGAAAGCAAAGGGUGGAGGGCUUACACUUCAACCCGGCAAAAUUUCAAUUUGGGCGAAGCACCGGGGCAAAACCCUUCCCUACGAGCUCGCCUUCCUGGUUUUGACUUCCCAUUAUCUCGCAAGAGUUCUGAUGCUGUUGUUGUGGGAAAAUGGUACUGUCCUUUCAUGUUCAUAAGAGAAGGAAGACUGAAAGAUCAAGUUAGGAACUCAGCUUAUUAUGCAAUGACCCUUGAACAAAACUGGGAACAGAUUUUUGAAUGUGACAGUACUUAUUACGCAGAAGGCAAUAAUAACUCUGUAGCUGUGGAUGUUAGUGUUCAAACAAUGAGGCUUUCAGUAAGUGGAAAUGAGGCUCAAGUUGAAGAUGUGGCUAAUGGGAUAAUGUGGUUCACAAGCCAUGGCAAUGGAGAGAAUGAGGCUAGUAGAGUUGGACUGAGCAUGGCAAUAGUUGAGAGAAUGAGAUGGGAACAAGAGAGAGCUGGUUAUGUUUGGGGGAAUGAAAGACAUGUGAGAGUGAAGAAGGUGGAUGAACUUGGAGGGACUGAUCAUGGGUGGAACAAAUAUGGAUGUUAUGUUUUGGUUGAGAGGUUUGUACUCAGAAGAAUGGAUGGAAGCUUGGUGUUAAGCUGGGAAUUCAAGCACAUACAUCAUGUCAGAAGCAAGUGGGAUUGAGUGGCUCUGUUAUUCUUUAAUCUUUAGAAGUUUCUCAGCUUCAUUUCUUAGGAAGAAUUCUUUCAUUUGUUUGGCUGCUUUGUAAGUAACAUUAAGAAAAACAAUACUGAACACAAGUAUUUUGGAUGCUUAUCUUUUGCGGAUCAGACCUACCUGUGGAGUGUGAAUCUUUCAUAUUGUCAAGUUUAGUCUUCCAAACAAUUUGACAUUGAUGAUACUGUAUUAUAUUGUAGUUUGUAAUUUAUCAAGCAGGGUAAUAUAAUAUUUACUAGUU
Prosopis cineraria is the source of this 1522-nucleotide messenger RNA. RefSeq lists its product as uncharacterized. The record is from RefSeq and is a predicted model, not a curated record. Bases 58 to 1248 code for a protein of 396 amino acids. NCBI's taxonomy places the organism in Eukaryota, Viridiplantae, Streptophyta, Magnoliopsida, Fabales, Fabaceae. The transcript is spliced from 2 exons.